AUGAAGCUUCCUCAGCAUGAUCCAUGCGGGAAUAACCAAACAGCCUCUGCAUCUCCUACUUCAGCUGAAUCAUGGAAGCAUGAUGUGUUUUUGAGUUUCCGGGGUGAAGACACUCGCAGGGGCUUUAUUUCUCAUUUAGACCGUGCAUUGGCGUACUGGCAAGCAAUGACAACUUUCAAGCACGACCGAGACAUUGAAGUAGGACCAAUUUCUCCGGAGCUGUUGACCACAAUUGAACAAUCACAUCUUGCCAUCAUUGUUCUCUCCCCCAAUUAUGCUUCUUCCACGUGGUGCUUGGAUGAACUUUCCAAGAUUCUUGAAUGCAUCCAGGAGCAGGACACCAGAAUUCUGCCAAUCUUUUAUAAUGUGGAUCCUUCCGAUGUACGAAACCAAAGGGGGAGUUUUGCGGAAGCCUUCACUAAGCAUGAAGAAAGGUUUAGUGAAGAUGUAAAGAAGGUGAAUCGGUGGAGAGCUGCUUUAAGAAAAGUAGCGAAUCUAUCUGCGUGGGAUUCAAAGAAUUAUAGGUCGGAAGCAGAGCUUGUCGAAGAAAUUGUCAAAUGUGUGUGGAAGGAAGUCCAUCCUACAUUCAUGUUGUCAGGUUCUCUAGAGAAUUUAGUUGGAAUUGAUUUUGCACUUAAACAACUACAAUUGCAUUUAGCUCCCGAAGAAAAUGACGUCCGCUUUAUAGGGAUAUGGGGGAUGGGCGGGGUAGGCAAAACAACCCUUGCUAACUUAGUUUUUCAGAAAAUUUCCCAUCAUUUUGAACAUAGCCGUUUUCUAUCUGAUGUGAGAAAGAAGAAGCUCUCAGAUCUGCAAACACAAAUUCUUUUCCCCAUUUUGAAGGGAGAUCAUAUUUGGGAUGAAUGGGAGGGAACCUUUUUUAUUAAGAAGUAUUUAUGCAAUAAAAAGGUACUUCUCGUCCUUGAUGAUGCAGAUCAAUUAAGCCAACUAGAAAAACUGGUUGGAGAGAAAAAUUGGUUUGGUGCGGGGAGUAGAAUCAUCAUCACAGCUAGAAAUGAAUGUCUACUAGUUCAGCAUGGUACAAUGAACCAUAAGGUCGAUGUGUUAAGUGAUGAUGAAGCUCUUGAGCUCUUUUGUCAACAUGCCUUUAAGAAUGAUCAGCCUGAGGAAGGUUUUCAAGAACUGUCUCAGCAUUUCCUACAUUAUGCAAAAGGCCUUCCAUUAGCUCUUAAAAUUUUGGGGCGUUCUUUGUAUGGGAGAGAUCAAAAUGUAUGGAAAAGUGCGUUGUAUAAUCUAAACAAAAUUCCUGAACCAGAAAUUUUUGAUUCACUCAAAGUGAGUUAUUAUGGAUUAAAAGAGAUGGAGAAGAAAAUGUUUCUCCAUGUUGCGUGUCUCCAUAGAGGGAGGGAUAAAGAGCAAGUAAUUGAAACACUAGACAGUAUCCUUGACAUUUCCAGUCGUAUUGGGAUAGAUAUUCUUGUUGAGACAUCUCUCUUAACUAUUGAGAAACUCCACUCUCAGGGAAACAGUGUUGAGAUGCAUGACUUGAUACAAGAAAUGGCAUGGAGAAUUGUUCGAGAAGAGUCUCCCGAAGAACCUGGUAAACGCAGUCUUUUAUGGUGUCGCAACGACAUUUUUCAUGCAUUCAUGAACAAUACGGUUACUGAAGCAAUUGAAGGCAUAGCCUUACGCCUGCCCGAAUUAGAAGUGGUGCACUGGAAUUGUACUGAAGCCUUUGAUAAGAUGCAGGGGUUAAGGUUUCUUGAAUUUGAUAAUGUUAUGAUUUCUUCAGCCCCUAAAGUUCUUCCAAAUUCCUUAAGAAUUAUUCGUUGGAAUUGGUAUCCUUCGAAAUCGCUCCCACCAAGGUUUGAACCAUGUUUCCUCGCUAAACUUGAGAUGUGUUAUAGCAAACUUGUCCGCCUUUGGGAUGGAGCAAAGGAUUUCCCGAAGUUGAAACAUAUGGAUCUUAGUUACUCUGAUAAAUUGACUAGUGUCCCAGAUUUCACACGAAUUACAAAUCUUGAGGAUUUGAUUCUGGAUGGUUGUACGGAUUUACUUGAGGUUCACUCGUCUAUUGCAGUUCACAAAAAGCUGAAGGUUUUGGACCUUCGUGACUGUACAAGUGUUAGGACUCUCCCAAGUGAGUUGGAAAUGGAUUCUCUUGAAUUCUUCAGUAUUUCUGGCUGCUCAAAAGUGAACAAGAUUCCAGAAUUUGGGGAACAUAUGAAGAACUUGUCAAUGCUUGGUCUAGGUGGGACUGCUAUUGCGCAAAUACCUUCAUCAGUUGAACGUCUGGUUGGCCUUGUUGAGCUAAAUAUAAGUGAUUGCAAAAGUCUCUUGGGUCUCCCGAGUGCGAUAUGUAAAUUGAAUUCUCUUAAAACACUUCGUAUGUUGGGAUGCUCAAAAGUUGACAAACUCUCAGGGGAGAUGGAGUGUUUAGAGAAUCUUGAUUUAAGAGGAACAGCUAUGAGAGAUCCGCUUCUUGUUAUGAAAAACCUUAAACGUCUAUCCUUCAGCGGAUCAGUUGCUAAACCAUCCGCUUGCAUUGGCAAUGGCAUUGCCGCUUGGGGUUUGGUUUUGUCUUCUCUACAUCAUUUAUGCUCUUUGACAAAAUUAGAUCUGAGUGAUUGUAAUAUUGGUGAAGGAGCCAUUCCCGAUGGUAUCGGCAACUUGUCUUCUUUACGAUGGUUACUUCUGUGUGGAAACAAUUUCGUCAGCCUUCCCGCAAGCAUUAGAUUGCUUUCUAACCUUGACUGUCUUGAAUUGCAGAGGUGCAAAAGGCUUGAGCAAUUGCCAGAUCUUCCGUCAAAUAGUUUCUUAUACGUAGAUGUAAAUGAUUGUACUUCCUUGAAGAGGUUGUCAGAUCCAUCAAAGUCGAGCGGAGGAGCCAACGUGUAUGAUUUUAUUUUCACCUGUCUAAAUUGCUUCAGCUUGGUUGAAGAAGAAGGCUGGAUUAAUAGAAUAUUUGCAAUGAUAAUGAGAUUGGCCAGUGAGGGUCUCUAUCCAAUGUGGACUGGUAACUUAAUUGUAUGCCCUGGAAGUGAGAUUCCAGAUUGGUUCGAGAAUCCGAGUGUGGGAGAUUCAAUAACUAUGGAACUGCCUCUACCUCCACAACCAUGUAGCGACUGGGUUGGUAUUGCUUUAUGUGUCGUUUUUGAAGAUUCUGAAUAUUUGCAAAAUCCAGACACCCUUCUUGAUUAUGAUUUUUUGAAAAUUGAAUGUCUGUCGGGUGCGCAUGAGACUUUGACAGUGGGGCAUCUUGAGUCACAACACCUUUGGCAUUUUUAUUUGCCUCGCGAUGAUAUUAAGCAUCAAAUCCAAGUCCAACUGAAAGGAAAAGAGGAUGGCUCGUGCAGUCAUCGCUUUUCAUUCAAAUCGCAUUAUCGUUUAAAAGGAUCUCCAGACAAAUUCCUCGAAACAAGCUCGAUUAUAAAGAAAUGUGGGGUACGUUUGGUGUUCGAAAGAGAUUUGGAAGAAUUCAGCCGAAUACUGAAAAUCCCGAAGCCAGCACUACUUGAUGCAUACAGCAGUGACGAGGAGGCAGGCCCAAUUGGUAGUAGUGGAAGUGGUAGCUCUGAUGACAAAAAUGAACCAGGAAAUGAGCUCUGA
Prunus persica (peach) is the source of this 3570-nucleotide messenger RNA. RefSeq names its product TMV resistance protein N. Bases 1 to 3570 code for a protein of 1189 amino acids. The transcript has 5 exons. Gene Ontology annotation, molecular function: protein binding; ADP binding. Lineage: Eukaryota; Viridiplantae; Streptophyta; Magnoliopsida; Rosales; Rosaceae. The record is from RefSeq and is a predicted model, not a curated record. Gene Ontology annotation, biological process: defense response; signal transduction.